AUGGAUACCUUCAAGGAUUGCGUUCACUACUUUAAAGACCCGGAACUGGUCGCCCGUUUUCAAAGGUAUUUUGGAGUGAUGCGGUACGAUUCGUCGGACAACGGUGUCACCGUUCCGUCGCUGGACAAUGAGUCCAAGACCAGGAAUGGUAAUGCAGUGCGCAAGUUAAAUGACGUCGAUCAUGCCAUCACCAACAAGUUUUGGUAUUACUUGUUUUUGUUCGGAACAUACCUCGGUGAUGAAAUUGGAUACGCCGUCAUCAUACCGUUCUUGAUAUGGAACAUUGACUCGGCUGUAGCUAGGAAAAUGGUCCUCGUCUGGGCGGCUGUUAUGUACAUUGGCCAGUCCAUUAAAGACAUUGUACAGUGGCCAAGACCAGAAUGUCCUCCGGUCAUUAGACUGCAAACUAAAUGGUCUAUUGAAUAUGGAAUGCCUUCGACCCAUGCUAUGAUUAGUAUUGCAUUACCAUUUUCUGUUUUAUAUUACAUUUCAAAUCGAUAUCAAAUUGACUUCAGCAUUGGUAUUGUGGUAGUAUUUCUAUGGUGCAUGUUAAUUUCGCUUAGUCGUUUGUAUUUGGGCAUGCACACAGUAUUGGAUGUGAUUGCUGGCCUGCUAUUAGCUACUAUUUUGUUGAUUCCAUUUGUACCAUUGGCUGAUGUGGUAGACCGUUAUCUUAUGUAUAAUGAAUGGACACCAUUGAUAUUUAUUGUUGUUACUGUGAGCUUAAUAUUCAUUUACCCAACUAGUGAUCAGUGGACGCCUACCAAGGGUGAUACAACUCUAAUUCUAGGAACUUGUGCAGGUAUACUGACUGGAGGUUGGUUAAUAGUCACAUUAGAUAUACAAGAUGAUUAUCGUGUUAUGAACCCAAUGAAUAAUCCAAUCAGUUGGCCUUCAAUUAAUGACUUAGGUUUGAUUGUGAUGAGAAGUGGUUUGGGCUAUUGCUGCAUAGUCUUGUUAUUCUUAAUUAUUAAGUACAUUCUGUGUGUUGUAGAUAAAAUUUUAAUUAAAUGUGGUAUGAAAAUAAUUGACGAUGAACUGAAUAGGCAUAUUCCUCUAUUAGAUAUUACUUACAAGUAUUUGACAUUUUACUUGGUAUCCUUCAAUAUAAUAGUUUUGAUACCAAUCUUGCAAAACUUGCUAUCUAUUAGAAGACAGUCAUUUUGCCAUGAAGCCAAGUAGUCAAUUCAAAUUGUUAAUUUAAUUUAAUAUUAUGGCCUGUUACCACCUGAUACAUGUAAAUUACAUGCAUGUAUACUUUAAUAUGUGUCCUGUAAUGAUACUUAAGUUCUAAGUUCAAUAAUAUUAUUAUAUAUAUUAUUAAGAAAUAUCUCAUUUUGAACAAAAUAUUUGUCAACAGUCAUUCUAAGAAUAUUAUGAGUACAUUAUUAUAUACAAUUUCCAUGUUUAAUUUAAUUGUUAUUAUAAAAUGAAUGCUAUAA
Myzus persicae (green peach aphid) is the source of this 1442-nucleotide messenger RNA. Its product is annotated as sphingosine-1-phosphate phosphatase 2-like. Gene Ontology annotation, cellular component: endoplasmic reticulum membrane. Gene Ontology annotation, molecular function: sphingosine-1-phosphate phosphatase activity. Bases 1 to 1182 code for a protein of 393 amino acids. The record is from RefSeq and is a predicted model, not a curated record. Gene Ontology annotation, biological process: sphingosine metabolic process; phospholipid dephosphorylation. The transcript has 6 exons. Lineage: Eukaryota; Metazoa; Arthropoda; Insecta; Hemiptera; Aphididae.